Molecule: messenger RNA, 2067 nt
Organism: Nelumbo nucifera (sacred lotus)
Lineage: Eukaryota; Viridiplantae; Streptophyta; Magnoliopsida; Proteales; Nelumbonaceae
Product: basic helix-loop-helix (bHLH) DNA-binding superfamily protein
Biological process (GO): positive regulation of DNA-templated transcription; stomatal complex development; guard cell differentiation
Cellular component (GO): nucleus
Molecular function (GO): DNA-binding transcription factor activity; protein dimerization activity
Source: RefSeq, a predicted model, not a curated record
CAUCUCAUCAUCAUCAGACAAGUGACACAGCACAAUCCAUGGCAAAGGCAAACCCCCCUCCAACACUUCCUUCUUGCUGUGCGCUUGGAGAGUCCCCACAGCCGUCUGUCCCCGCUGCUGGACAAAUCUGCCAUUCCAAUAAUGCAUGGGACCUUGCAAAGCAGACAUCUCUCUCUCACCACACGCACCCCCUCCUCUGUCCUCCUCUGUUUCUCCCUCACCCUCACCUUCAUCCCUCUCUCUCUCUCUCUCUCUCUAUUUCUCCCUGCAGUGUGCGUGAGACAGAGAAGCCCCCAUCCCCAAGGCAUUUAAUAUGUUUCCUUCGUGGGAGUGUCUAUAGCAUCAGAAACAGCGGAAUAUAUUGUGCACUUUAUUCUUGUCAUGGAUCUUGCUCUGUCAAUCCGCGGCGACAUUUAUUACUACUCUCCGCUCUUCCCCUAGUUGCAUUGUCGAAUAUUAGUCUGUAGGAGAGAAUUAAAGGCACUGGAGGAAAACUAUAAUCCUGCUAUAGUACAAACUUACCAACAACAACUCCGCUGUAAUGGAGGAGCUCCAAGAACCCAUCAAUCCCUGUUUGCUUGGAGUUGGAGAACAUUUGAACGCGGAACUCUUAGAACAGGGAGUAGAUGCUUUACAUAUUACUUGCGGACCAUCGUCCAUCAGCCUCGAGAACCUGAGAUUGGAGCAAGAGCGACAAACCUUGGCAAUGCCAAGAUUAGAACUCAAAAUGCCGUUUCUUCAGAUGUUACAAGACGUAGAAACACCGUCAUUUGCGGAAUCCAGCUUUCAACUUCUGCUGAGAUUACAACAGCAGCAGCGGCAGAAGCCAUGGGAGAGAAACAAUUGGAUCGAGAUGGAAUCCCACGUUCAGACGCUGGAACAGGAAAGCUGCAUCACCUACGAUUUAUCGGAAGCACAUUCGCCAGUUAAAUCCGAAACCAAGGCGCCUCAUCAUCCACAGUCAUCUUCGUGCCUGGAAGUGGUGGUGAGUUCCGCAUGUAAUGGGGAACACAAUUCACCGGAGAAGUGCAGAGGCGGAAACUCGAGCUGUCCUAGGUUUACCAAGCCUGCCACCGCAGUUACUCGGGAGAGGAGAAAGAGAAAGCGAGAAAAGCAGAGCAAGAACAAGGAGGAGGUAGAGAAUCAACGUAUGGCUCACAUUGCCGUCGAACGGAAUCGGAGGAAGCAGAUGAACGACCAUCUCAGCGCUCUCAAGUCCUUUAUGCCUUCUUCAUUUAUUCAAAGGGGUGACCAAGCAUCGAUUAUUGGGGGUGCCUUCGACUUUGUGAAGGAAUUGGAGCAACUGUUACAAUCUCUGCAAGCUCAAAAGAGAAUGAAGAAGUCGGAAGAGGAAGACGACGACGUCAAUGACAAAACCGGCAGGCGGGAGCGGGAAUCCUCGUUACCGUGGUCGACGCAUUGGGAAGAGAGAGGUAAGAGCAAGGAGGAAUUGAGAGAGGAGAACAAAUCGACGGUGGCGGAUAUAGAAGUGGUAGUAAUGGAAGCACACGUGAACCUGAAAAUUUUAUCUCCCAGGAGGCCUGGACAGCUUCUGAAAACCAUUGCUGCUUUAGAAGAUCUCAGAUUAGCCAUCUUACACCUUAGCAUUCAUUCCUCCCAAGGCUCUGUUCUGUACUCUUUCAAUCUCAAGAUGGAAGAUGACUGCAAGCUAGGAUCAGCUGAUGAGAUUGCAACAGCCGUCCAUCAAGUUUUCAACCUCAUCAACGACCAUUGACCAAGUCAGUCAAAGAUUAAUAUUUUCAUUUUUCCAGGAGAAGAACCGAAGAAGGCGAGAGACUUCGGCCCGAGGUGACUGAACAGUUUACGCACACACUCUACUACUCUAGUGUCUAGUCUCUAGCUCUAGCCGCUUCAAACGCACCUGUGUCUCUCUCUAUUUCUCUAUAAYCUGUAAUUUGUUUACUCAUCGACGUGGUUACUGUGAAGUUGCAUAAUACCACAGACCACUCACCCCUCCAUCUCCAUCUCUAAGCGGUUAAAAAAAUAAAAGUCGGGGGAGCACUCUUUCAUUUUUUUUAUAUAUUUGACACUUUUCUCGAUCGACCU